Messenger RNA from Paramecium tetraurelia, 2622 nucleotides. RefSeq lists its product as uncharacterized. Gene Ontology annotation, molecular function: monoatomic ion channel activity. Gene Ontology annotation, biological process: monoatomic ion transport; transmembrane transport. The record is from RefSeq and is a predicted model, not a curated record. NCBI's taxonomy places the organism in Eukaryota, Ciliophora, Oligohymenophorea, Peniculida, Parameciidae. Gene Ontology annotation, cellular component: membrane. The transcript has 3 exons.
AUGAAUGAAAUAAAAUAAAAUGAAUAUUUAUUAAAAAAUAGAAAAGAAAAAGAAUGGUUGAAUAGAAAAUAAUUAAAAUUUUUAAGAGACACAGCUGUUACGAGUGAUGACUCAGGAGAUGAAUUUGAAAAAUAAAAAUAAUUCGAAAUUUUUAUAAAAUAAAAGAAAUAAUUUCAAUGGGAAGAAAGAAGCAUUACAAUUUUCAGUCUAAAAUUUGGUAAAGUCUACUCCGAAGUCAUAUGUCUCAAAAUUAAUCAUUACUUGAUGUAGCUAGGCAAUUUAUUCAAAAAAAUAAAAAAAAACUUAACUCCUUUACCACCUUAUAUUAUUACGCCUGACGGAUCAAUUAAAAUGAUUUGGGAUUUAUUGUGUUUAUCAUUCGUGAUUUAUGAAAUGAUUAGUAUUCCAUUUUAAAUAAGUUUUGAAAUUGAAAUUAGUAAGGAAAUCUCGAUGACCUCUUUAGUAGUUUUUGCUUUGGAUAUUCUCUUGAAUUUUAACACUGGAGUUUAUUUGGAUGGUAUAUUAUCGAUGAAAAGAGAGAAAAUAAUAAGGAAUUACCUAUCAUUUUGGUUUUGGAUUGAUUUAAUUUCAACCUUUCCAUAUGACAUAAUUAUAGAUGAAUCAGAAUCAUUGAUACAAAGUGCUAAAUUACUAAGGUUAUUUAAAUUUUUGAAAUUUAUCCAUAUAUUAAAACUUCUAAGAUUGGCUAAAUUAAAAAAGAUUAUUGACUUAUUAGAUGAGGUUAUUUAAAAUAUAAGGAUACUUGGUAUAGUAAUAACCUUUUGUAAACUAUUUGUCUUUGUCUUGUUCUUAGCACAUGUACUUGGAUGCAUAUUUCAUUAUGCCUCAAGAGAGGAAUCAAAUUCAUGGCUAGGAGAUAAUGAAAAUGCUGAUUGGUAAAUAAGAUAUAUAUAUUCCUUAUAUUGGGGUAUCGCCACUAUGACUACCGUCGGUUAUGGAGAUAUCAGUCCGACGACUACAACAGAGAGAGGAUUAGGAAUUAUUUUAUUGCUAGUCGCUUGUGGAGGAUUUGCAUUUACUAUGAAUUCAAUUGGUUUCGCAUUAUCCUCUUUGGAAGAGAGGACAAAUGUUAGAAAAUCAAAGGUUAAUGUUCUGAAUAAAUAUAUGAAAUAAGCAAAUAUACCUGAUGGUUUAUAAAACAAGGUUAGAAAAUACUUAGAAUAUGUGUGGGAUAGUCAUUAAAUUUUAUUAAAUGAUAUUACUAGUUUACUUUCAUUGGAAUUAUGUAAGGAUAUUUUGGAGUAGGUGAAUGGCAAAUUAUUUGGACAUAUCGAUAUAUUCUGGUAGUUUCAUUCAUAAAAAUUUUUGGUUGAAGGAAUCAUACCAAUUUUAGAGGAUAAAUUAUAUUUACCAGAGGAAGUCAUUUUUAAUGAAAUUCCUUCUACAAAUUAUGAUUUAUACUUAAUUCAAAAAGGAGAAGCCAGCAUUUAUUUUAUGAAAACAAAUAUUGUAAUUGAUAAUAAAACUAAAUAUGAUUACUUUGGGGAAAUUAGUUUCUUUACAAAUUAAGUAAGAUCAGCUAGUGCUCAAAGUAAAUAAUUUUCUCACAUUUUUAUCUUAAAUCAAAGUAAAUACUUAGAGAUUGCAAAAAUUUAUCCAAGAGAUUUAUAACAAUAUUUUAAUAUUCGAAAUUCUAUUUUAUUUGAAAAGGAUUAUAGUUUUUUAUAAGUAAGGUGUUAUGUUUGCUAAAUGGAUGAUCAUAUUGCUAAGGAAUGCCCAGUAUUACAUUUUUAAGUUAAUGCUCCUCAUUUUUUAUCAUUUUUACAUCAAUAUUAUAGAGUAUAUUAGGCUUCCUAUAUCAGGAAAGAUAGAAUCGACUUUAAUGCAAGAUCCUCUUCAUACUAAAUCCAAUAAUCCUAAAGAAGAUUCUUAUAAAUAAAUUCCAGAAGACAAACUUAAGUUAAUUCUAAAGGACCCAGAAAUUCAUUUUUUGUGGAUUACUACGACGUUGAUUUUGAAGAUUUAUAUAAAAAUGACAAACAACCAUCAAGACUGAUGGCAACUCUCAAAAACACUUAUUUUAAUAAUAAAAACAAAAAAAAAUUUGAUUUGUUAAAUAUGAAUAUUGAUUCUCCCUUGAGUUCCAAAAGAUCAAUAGGAGCAAUCACAUAAAGAAUUAUGAUUGAAGAGCAACAAAUAGAUCAAAUAGCAUCUGAUAGAUUUAAUGACCUUUUAGAUUAAUUAAAUACAAUUAAAUAGAAAAAAAGAUCAUUUACACAUAUUCAUUUUACAUUAUUACCUGAUUUUGAGAAAAUAUAAAUUUACAACAACUUUAGUUAAUGGUACAACAUUGAAAAUGUAUUGGAAAGGUACAAGAUAGUUUAACAAAAAGGUCUAAUGUCUUAAAUACCUCAUAAAUACACUCGAUUUGGAUUAGAGGAGUUUAUAUCUUAUCAAUAAUAUUAUUGUUUUUAUCUAAAGAAAAGUGAUAUAUACAGAUAUUACACAAAAUGUCAUAAGAAUUAAGGGGAUGUCUAUUAUGGAUUUGAGAAUGGGAGAAUAUUUAACUUAAAUAGAGUAGAGAAGAAGAGAAGUAAAUAUAUAAAAGUUGAUAAAUUUAGGAGGCAGGAUUUUGUAAAACAACAGAAAUCAAAUGUCUGA